This is a messenger RNA of Penicillium malachiteum, 831 nucleotides long. RefSeq names its product putative catechol dioxygenase. The transcript has 2 exons. Bases 1 to 831 code for a protein of 276 amino acids. The record is from RefSeq and is a predicted model, not a curated record. Lineage: Eukaryota; Fungi; Ascomycota; Eurotiomycetes; Eurotiales; Aspergillaceae. Gene Ontology annotation, molecular function: ferric iron binding; catechol 1,2-dioxygenase activity. Gene Ontology annotation, biological process: catechol-containing compound metabolic process.
AUGUGGUUAACGCCAUGGGUCCUAAGACCCCUCCCCCGUGCUAAGGAGAUCCUGGGUUGCCUCAUCCGCCACAUCCACGACUUCGCUCGUGAGGUCGAGCUUACCCCCGCUGAGUGGAUGAUGGGUGUUGAGUUCAUCAACUCCAUUGGUGCUAUCAGCACUCCUAUCCGUAACGAGGGUCACCGUAUCUGUGAUGUUAUCGGUCUCGAGUCUCUCGUCGAUGAGAUCGCCAACAAGAUCGUCACUGAGCAGGGUCUCUCCCCUACCUCCAACGUUAUCCUGGGUCCCUUCUGGUCUCCCAACGCUCCUUUCCGUGCUCUGGGUGACAGCAUCAUCCAGAACCCUCUCCCCAACGGUCAGGUCACCCUCAUGCACGGUGUCAUCACUGACAUGGAGACCGGUGCUCCCGUUGUCAACGCCGUCCUCGACAUCUGGCAGGCUUCCGCCAACGCUCUGUACGACUUCCAGGACCCUGAGCAGUCCGAGAACAACCUUCGCGGCAAGUUCCGCACCAACGAGAAGGGAGAGUACUACUGGUACUGCUACCACCCCACUGCCUACUCUCUGCCCACCGAUGGUCCCGCCGGUGUCCUCCUCAACGUUAUGGACCGUUCCCCCCAUGCCACCGACCCCCACCUCGACAUCGACUCCGUCUUCGCUGUCAAGGAUGACCUCGUCGUUGAGUUCAAGCCCCAGACUGCUGACCCCAAGGCCACUCUCGACCUGGAGUACAACGUUACCAUGGCUCUGAAGAAGCACCACCCCAACCCCAACUCUGCUCCUCCUGUCUCCUCUUUCGAGCGUAGCCAGAAGUCUAAGUCCUCCCUGUAA